This is a messenger RNA of Salvelinus fontinalis (brook trout), 3289 nucleotides long. RefSeq names its product cathepsin F-like. NCBI's taxonomy places the organism in Eukaryota, Metazoa, Chordata, Actinopteri, Salmoniformes, Salmonidae. Gene Ontology annotation, cellular component: lysosome. Gene Ontology annotation, molecular function: cysteine-type endopeptidase activity; cysteine-type endopeptidase inhibitor activity. The record is from RefSeq and is a predicted model, not a curated record. The transcript is spliced from 13 exons. The coding region runs from base 530 to 1996 and encodes 488 amino acids.
UGCCCUGGGGCAUUGGGAAUUUUUUUUAGACCCGAGGAAAGGGUGCUUCCAACUGGCUCUCCAACACUACUUCCAGCAGCAUCUGGUCUCCCAUCCAGGGACUGACCAGAACCAACCCUAUUUAGCUUCAGGAGCAAGGUAGCAGUAGGAUGCAGAGGGUGAUAUGCAUAUUUUCAGUCCCUGUAGCUCCGCGCACCAUUGUUCCGUCGUUGUUUCAGGCAACAAUGGCCGUGUUUGAGAGCAUCAAAACGAUUGCAGGCUACUGCCGACUGACUGAUCUACAAAUCACCCGUCAAUAACUACUAACUGUUGUAGAUCGGUCAGUCAGUCAGAAUUUACCCAUGAUACAUUGCGGGUUUGAUCCUCUCGAACACGGCCAUUGUAACCAUUGUGUAACCAUUUCUAUUUGGGGCGGUCUUCUGAUUUGUUGUGGCAUUGACAGGUAACUAGGAAAACAGAAAUCCCAUUUUAUAAUCUCACCGUCCACCCUCCGUUGGAGUUUUACUGCUCUACAAACAGACGGAUCAACAUGGACGUCGGAUUUCGCCACCCUGUUCUUCUUUGCCUAAUUCUAGCGGUUUUGGGCUUGGUUCUGGCCGAUUUGGAUGGCCCUUUGAUGGGGGCACCCGGGUCUGCCGUCCGUUUGUCGGAAAACGACCCAGGUCUAAAGAAAGCACUGAAGUUUGCCGAAGAGCGCUAUAACAAGGGGUCCAAUGCGAUGCACGUUCGCAGAGUUAGCAAGAUCCUCUCUGCCAGUAAACAGCUGGUGAAGGGUAUCCGAUACAGCAUCAUGGUGGAACUAAGUAACACCCAGUGUAAAAAGGCUGCCAGACUGAGGGUCUGUGACUUCUACCCAGAAGAACACAACCUAAAGACAGAGGUAUGUGUGUUUGAGGUCUGGGACAUUCCCUGGGAGAGCAAGUCCACCCUUCUCAAACAGAAGUGCCAGCCAGCAGUUGAUCCCAAACCAGUUGAGACCAACAAAGUUGAAUUUCUGCCCCUCUCCACCAAACCAGUUAAGACCAACAAAGUUGAAUUUCUACCCCUCUCCACCAAACCAGUUGAGUCAGUGGAUUCUGUGGAGCUUCUGGGUCAGUUCAAAGAGUUUAUGGUCAGAUACAAUAGGACUUACAGCAGCCAAGAGGAGGCUGACCGGCGGCUGCGUGUCUUCCAUGAGAACUUGAAGACUGCUGAGAAGCUCCAGUCUCUGGACCAGGGCACAGCCGAGUACGGGGUCACCAAGUUCAGCGACCUCACAGAGGAGGAGUUUAGGACUCUGUACCUGAACCCCCUGCUGAGCCAGCAGAACCUCCAGCGGUCCAUGAAGCCUGCAGCCAUGCCCCACGGCCCCGCCCCGCCCAGCUGGGACUGGAGAGAGCAUGGAGCUGUCAGCCCCGUCAAGAACCAGGGCAUGUGUGGUUCUUGCUGGGCAUUCUCGGUGACAGGCAACAUUGAGGGCCAGUGGUUCGCAAAAACUGGCAAACUAGUGUCUCUCUCUGAGCAAGAGCUGGUGGACUGUGAUACAGUGGACCAGGCCUGUGGGGGCGGGCUUCCAUCAAAUGCGUAUGAAGCUAUCGAGAAGCUGGGUGGUCUGGAGACAGAGACUGACUACAGCUACACCGGCAAGAAGCAGAGCUGUGACUUCACCACCGACAAAGUCACCGCCUACAUCAACAGCUCUGUGGAGCUGUCCAAGGAUGAGAACGAAAUCGCUGCUUGGCUGGCUGAGAACGGACCAGUAUCUGUGGCUCUGAACGCAUUCGCAAUGCAGUUCUACAGGAAGGGCGUGUCCCACCCUCUGAAGAUAUUCUGCAACCCCUGGAUGAUUGACCAUGCAGUGCUGCUCGUGGGCUACGGAGAACGCCAAGGCAAACCUUUCUGGGCCAUCAAGAACAGCUGGGGAGAGGACUAUGGAGAACAGGGUUACUACUACCUGUACAGGGGAUCCAGGCUCUGUGGGAUCAAUAAGAUGUGCUCGUCUGCCAUUGUGAACUAGGAGAUCUCUCUCACACACACACACACACACACACACACACACACACACACACACAACCAUAUAUAUAUAUUAUUUGAUGCCAAUCUUUUCCUGGCACAUAAAACAAACCCAACCCUCAGCCAAACAUGUACACACACACCUACAAACUGACCAAACUGCAAUGCUACUCACCCUGCCCCCAUAAUUGUGUGGUCAGAACACUGCACAGUGCACUGGAAAACCUGUUGACACCUUACUGAAAUAGGGGAGGCAGUAUUCAUUCAUACCUCACCUCAUUCUUCUUUACCAAAACAAACCAGUUCCGAUUAAGUUAUAGUUUCAAGGUACUACUGAUCUUUUGUUGUGAUUUUACUAUAGGAUUUUACAUUUUAUCUAGACUGAACAAAAAUAUAAACAAAACAUGCAACAAUUAACGAUUUUACUGAGUUACAGUUCAUGUAAGGAAGUCAUUCUAUUGAAAUAAAUACAUUCGACCCUAAUCUAUGGAUUUCACAUGACUGAGCAUGGGCACACUGACUUGGGAGCCAGGCCCACCCAUGGGGUCGCAGUCAGCAUGCCAAUUGCACACUUGCUCAACACUUUAGACAUCUGCGGCAUUGUGUUGUGUGACAAAACAACACAUUUUUUUUGUGGGCGUUUAUUGUCCCCAGAACAAGGUGCACCUGUGUAAUGAUGAUUCUGUUAAAUCAGCUUCUUGAUAUUCCACACCUGUCAGGUGGCUGGAUUAUCAUGGCAAAGAGAGAUGCUCACUAACAGGGAUGUAAACAAAUGUGUGCACUCAAUUAGAGAAAUAAGCUUUUUGUGCGUAUGGAACAUUUCUGGGAUCUUGUAUUUCAGCUCAUGAAAGAUGGGACCAACACUACAUGUUGCUUUUAUUUUUGUUCAGUAUAGAAGUCUUUUAGAAUAUUUUAUUUAAUUGUUGUGUUUUAGGCAGAGGUAAAUUCUGGCAUCUAUCUCUUUACAAUAGCAGAGUCUAAAUGAUAGAGUUCAGUAAUGCUUUUUGGUGUCCGUUAUGUUCCCCUGAAUGUGACCACUCUGCUGAUGCUUGUGCAUUUUUGAUAGUUUCCCCUCUGUUGUAACUUGUUCAGUGCAAUACCAUGUAAUGUCAAUCUCUCCCUAGUUUACAAUUUACAACUUCACUGUACAAGUAUUUAGAAUGAGUGGGUUUGCAUGGUUUCUGAGAUUUUUAAAGGAUCAUACAUUGGCUGAUGUGUCGCCUAUUAACUGUGUUACAUAUUGCUGUGCUGUGUAACUAGACCAACUAAGGUUGAAUAAAACAUAUUUUAGCCUUUA